Effrenium voratum is the source of this 573-nucleotide messenger RNA. Lineage: Eukaryota; Dinophyceae; Suessiales; Symbiodiniaceae. The record is from the annotation of a GenBank genome assembly.
AUGAAGUCCGCUAAGCUGCUCUUCAGCACGCUCAGCAUCUCGGGGAACCGCGAGAUGGUCGGCUUCUCCGAGGACUUCGACUCCGUGGUCAUCGACGAGGCCUCGCAGGGGGUGGAGCUUUCCACGCUGGUGCCACUGAAGUUGGGCUGCAGGCGCUUGAUCCUGGUGGGCGACCCCGAACAGCUGCCGGCCACCUGUUUCUCGGAGAUCGCGAAGCUUCACAACUACGACCGGAGUCUCUUCCAGCGGCUCCAGCAGACGCAGUACAAGGUGAACAUGCUGAACACCCAGUACCGCAUGCACCCGGCCAUCAGCGCCUUCCCCUCUGCGAACUUCUACAACGGCAACUUGCUGGACUUCCUAGAUGCAGAGGCCUACGAGAAGCAGUUCCCCACGGCCUGGUCCAAGAUCCCGGCGCUGGGCCCAGUGGCCUUCUUCAACCUCAAGGGCACCAUGGAAGUGGAGGCAAAGUCCUUCGUCAACGUGGAGGAGGCCGACUUCAUCAUUAACUUCUACAGGUGUCUGACGCGGCUGUACCGCGGCCAGGAGACUGGCAAAAGAAGUUCGCGGUGA